Anopheles bellator is the source of this 1065-nucleotide messenger RNA. RefSeq names its product allatostatin-A receptor (gene AstA-R1). Gene Ontology annotation, biological process: G protein-coupled receptor signaling pathway. Bases 1 to 1065 code for a protein of 354 amino acids. Gene Ontology annotation, molecular function: G protein-coupled receptor activity. The record is from RefSeq and is a predicted model, not a curated record. Lineage: Eukaryota; Metazoa; Arthropoda; Insecta; Diptera; Culicidae. Gene Ontology annotation, cellular component: membrane. The transcript has 8 exons.
AUGGCCGACGGCGGUAAUCUGACGUGGGCCGAGCGCAUGAACUACACGUUCGGUAAUGACGCCCUGUACCACGUGAACACGUCCACGAUCGAGCGGAUCGUCUCGAUGAUGGUGCCCGUCUUUUUCGGCUUCAUCGGCCUGGCCGGCCUCCUCGGUAACGGGCUGGUAGUACUUGUGGUGGCCGCCAACCAGAGCAUGCGAUCGACGACCAACCUGCUGAUCAUCAACCUGGCCGCCGCCGACCUGCUGUUUGUGGUGUUUUGCGUCCCGUUCACGGCCGUCGACUACGUCCUGCCCGAGUGGCCAUUCGGCGAGUAUUGGUGCAAGUUUGUCCAGUAUAUGAUCGUCGUGACGGCACAUGCCAGCGCGUACACGCUCGUGCUGAUGUCACUGGACCGCUUCCUGGCCGUCGUGCAUCCCAUCACCAGCAUGUCAAUCCGCACGGAACGGAACGCCUCGAUUGCCAUCUGUGUCACGUGGUUCAUUAUCCUGACGACGGCCAUUCCAGUGGCGGUCUCGCACGGUGUCCUGUUCUACCCACGGCAGGGUGGCUACUACACGGCCUGCCUGUUCCUGCACAACGAGGGCUACAGUUUGGUGGCCUUUCAUGUAUCGUUUUUCCUGUCGUCGUACGUGGUGCCACUCUCGCUGAUAUCCUUCCUGUACAUGGGAAUGCUCAUCCGGCUCUGGAAGGGCGCACCAGGUGGCCGGGCUUCGGCGGAAUCGAGGAGAGGCAAAAAGCGUGUCACCCGAAUGGUCGUCGUCGUCGUCCUGGUGUUUGCCUUCUGCUGGUGCCCCAUUCAGGUGAUCCUGCUGCUGAAGUCGCUGAAGCUGUACGAGCUCACCCACGCUAGCAUCAUUUUUCAAAUCGUGUCCCACGUGCUGGCCUAUACCAACUCCUGCAUUAACCCGGUACUUUACGCCUUCCUUUCGGACAACUUCCGGAAAGCGUUCCGCAAGGUGGUGUGGUGUGGCCGGCCACCGCCACUGACCAUCCAGCCGGCGGCACAGACGAAAACCACGCGCACCACCGGCAACGGCACGUCGAACGCGGACGGCUUAUGA